Messenger RNA from Daphnia magna, 2066 nucleotides. RefSeq names its product UDP-N-acetylglucosamine transporter. Gene Ontology annotation, molecular function: UDP-galactose transmembrane transporter activity. The transcript is spliced from 7 exons. The coding region runs from base 239 to 1360 and encodes 373 amino acids. The record is from RefSeq and is a predicted model, not a curated record. Gene Ontology annotation, cellular component: Golgi membrane. Gene Ontology annotation, biological process: pyrimidine nucleotide-sugar transmembrane transport. Lineage: Eukaryota; Metazoa; Arthropoda; Branchiopoda; Diplostraca; Daphniidae.
UGUCACCAGACAUUUUGCUUCUGCUACUAUUUGUGUUCGCUGUCAAACAGCGAUGCAAAGCUUGCAACCGUGGUUUGAAAAUAACGCUAGUACAGCUUACAUAUAAACUCACAUAGUCACAUUGUUUCUGUGAUACAUCCCCCAGGCUAGUAAACAUUAAAGAAACAAAGAGCCUUCUCAGUGCAACUGCCAGCUCAUCAUAUUUUACAAAAUUAUGUGAAGAGCAUUCCAUUGAGUCAUGGAAAAACACACUAUGUUGGGCCAAAACACCUUGAGAUAUUUUAGCUUAUUCAUCUUGACUUUACAGACAACUCUGACAGUUUUGGCAAUGCGAUAUUCACGAAAACAAACAGAAGGAGGAAAAGAUUUAUAUAUUGCCACCACAUUGGUUCUUGUUUCAGAACUCAUCAAAUUUAUGUUCUGCCUGAUUCUUCUGCUCAUUCAGAAAUCUGGCUCUAUAGAACAGCUUUUAAAGGCUUUGGGAUCUGAAGUUAUUUUCAAGCCAUCGGAGACUGCCAAACUUGCCAUUCCCAGCUCAUUAUACACUAUUCAGAAUAACCUGAUUCUAUUAGCUCUGUCAUCCCUGGAUGCAGCAACUUUUCAAGUCACUUAUCAGUUGAAAAUUUUGACAACAGCCUUCUUUUCGGUUUUACUUUUGAGGAAAGACAUCAAGGCAUUUCAGUGGUUAGCCCUAAUUGUCUUGAUGAGUGGUGUGAUACUUGUCCAGUUUUCUUCAGAUGGGAAGCAAAAAGAAGCUAACAUAGUUCCAAGCAACCCACAUAAACAUUUAAUUGGUAUGUUAGCAGUAGUUGCUUCAUCCUUAUCAAGUGGGUUUGCUGGCGUGUACUAUGAAAAACUCUUAAAGGAAAGUGCGCAACCGUCUGUAAUCAUUCGAAACAUUCAGCUCGGUAUUUUUUCAAUAAUAUUUGGAACCGCUGGAGUCGUUAUAAAUGAUUGGGACAAAGUGUCCCAACGUGGAUUUUUCGACGGAUAUACUUCCGUUGUCUGGCUAGUUAUAAUGCUCCAAGCAAUGGGAGGUCUAGUUGUAGCAGCUGUGAUCAAAUAUGCUGACAAUAUUUUAAAGGGAUUUGCAACAUCAGUCUCCAUAAUUUUAUCUUGCCUUUGUUCUUACGUUGUCCUCCAUGACUUGAACUUGGAUCUGACCUUCGUUCUUGGGACUGGACUAGUCAUCUUGGCGACUUUUAUGUAUGGAAUUCAGUCACACAACACACCGUUUAUUGGCAGCAACAGUUCCAACAAUUUAAUAGUCGAUAAAGACGAAAAUGAAGAUAUUAGCCGUGCGUCUUACACAAAGGUAAAUAAUGAUCGAACUUACCAAAAACUUUCCAGCACAAUUUAAACCUUGUUCUACACCACUUGGUUGUCCAUAUAUUGUUGUUGCUGAAUAAUUAAGUUAUUGUAUUUGUUAUUUAAUUGAAGUCCUUGUGACGUACAGCUCAAAAUCAACGCUAUGAAGAUCUUAUAUACCCCCUUAUUGUUUGUUAUCUUAUAUCCUUUAUGUUUAAUUUAAGAUUCCUUACCUGUAAAACCUUUUCCCUACAAAAAAAAGCGAAUUUGCAAAGCAAUUUUGUUUAUCUCUAAUUUGUCUUAUUUUAGUAGCAAAAUGAAUUGCAAUAAAGUACAGCAGUUUCUAUUUGAAGCCGGCUAAAGGUAAAGUCCUCGUUUUCUAUCCGGGUCCCAAAGAACAAGUUUUGUUAAUACUUAUCGCAGAAUAUCUGAAGGAAUCUAUUGAGGGCUAGCACAUUGGUGUAUAGUGUUUAACUGUCUGUUUUCAAAAUGGGUGUCCCUUCUCGUUGUCUCCAUUUAUCAUUAUCGUUGCUAUUUUUCUCCCCAGAAAUCAUUCUAGUAUUAUUUUUCACUAGGCUGAAAAACCCAAAAUUCUAUGACGAUAAAAACAGAAGCGUCAACGCGAUCCACGAUCGAAUGUUUUUUGCAACUGCCUCAUCGCCAAAUGUUUUUGCAGCAAUCUUUCACUAGUUGUAAAUCUUAUUGACAACACCUAGAGUAACUGGAAAUUUUAAACAAUAAAAUAAUUAGACAUUGAA